AUGUAUCCUCAGGUCGUCCGCCAGCGACGACAAGCUUCGACCACCCGCCCUUCGUCGCCUUCGCUUCCUCGUUUGCCGGUCCCGGACCUACGCAAGACACUCCAGGGUUAUCUCAAAUCCUUGGAGCCUAUACUCCACGAACGCGCCGCGCGAGGCGGACAGUCAUUCGACGCAGCCUACAGAGCUCAACAAGAAGUGAUCGAGGAUUUCGAUCGCGGGCUUGGCAAAGCGUGUCAGGAGCGGUUACUCGAGCUUGAUGCUAGGUCCCCACACAACUGGCUCGACGAUAAUAUCUGGUUGAAGAAGGCGUACCACGAAUGGCGCGCCCCGAUCAUCAUCCACUCGAACUGGUGGUUAGCUCUGGAAGACGACCUCAACGUUCCCAAGAAUAUUAGAUAUCCUUCUGCAGAACGAUUCAAGUUCACUGCAUGGCAAGUUCGUCGCGCAGCCUGGCUUGUGCACCGAGUCCUGGAGUUCAAGGCUCAGCUAGAGCGAAAGAACCCCAAUCUGGAAGACAACCGCUCAGGCAUCUGGUUUAGACACUCAGCAUUGCAGGUGUUCAACAAGUGUCGUGUUCCGCGAGAACAUUGCGAUGUGUUUUCUUCAGCAGCCUCCCUGUCAGAGCCUCACGCCAGACAGCUGUUGGUGAUGUCUUUGGACAUGUUCUACGCGGUGGAGGUGCUCGAUUCCACCGGUCAGGUAGUUCCCCCGGGGAUCAUAGAGCAACGAAUACUCGCCGUGGUGCGAGACGCGAAGACUCGUCAAGGCUCGGGGGAGCGGCCUGUGCCUGUGGGGGUGCUGACGACGGACGACCGGGAUCGCUGGGCAAAGAACCUGCGUCAUCUUCUUUCCCUUUCUCCUAACAACCACAAAGUCCUCCAAACGAUCACAUCCUCCCUCUUCGCGCUCAGUCUCGACGACUAUUCCCAUCACCUCUCGCCUUCCGCCCGCACACCCAACAUCGACCUCACUGCGCACCUGCACAACAUUCGGUCCGGUCACAACGCUCGUCCGGGUUUUAACAGAUGGUACGACAAGCCGUUUACUCUCAUCGUCGAGGCCAAUACUCGCGCCGGAGUCCUCGGCGAGCAUUCACCAGUCGAUGCGCUGGUCCCCAGUAUCAUCGCGGACUACGCUGUCGUCCAAGGCGUCAUUGAAGACGACUUCCCUGCGAAGCUCGACCCCAACGACCUGUCUCCUCGAGCACCUAGCGAAGCAGUCGAAGGCUGGUCGCGCCUUGACUGGGUCACGGACGACCUCAUCGCGCGAGAGUGCGACGCAGCCGCAGAGCGCGCAAAGCAGAUCGUGGACGACUCGGACGCGGACGAGCUGGUGUUCGACGCCUACGGCACCGACUGGAUCAGGCGGGAAGCGCGCCUGUCGCCGGACGGGUACAUCCAGAUGGCGAUGCAACUUGCGUGGUACCGCACGCGCGGCUCGUUCACCGCGACGUAUGAGACCGUCCUCACUCGUCUGUUUGAUCGCGGGCGCACCGAGACAGUGCGGACGUUGUCGACGGAUAGCCGGGCGUGGGUCCUUGCGAUGACGGACCCGGAGAGCGAUACCGAGACCCGUCUGGCGCUCCUUCAGCGUGCGAUACAGACGCAUACGGCUGCGACUCGGCAAGCGGCGACGGGUCGCGGGUUCGAUCGACAUCUGCUUGGCCUACGCUUGAUGCUCAAGCCGGAGGCUGGGGAAUCGCAUCCUCUCUUUGAGGACCCUUUGUUCACUGAGAGCCAGACCUGGAAAUUGAGCUCAAGUGGGCUCAGUGCUGGUGAGCAGUUCCGAGGCACUGGCUUUGGAUCACCAUAUCUAGAUGGAUAUGGCAUCAAUUACAUGCCUGCUCCUGAGAGGCUGCGGUUUGGCAUUGAAUCCAAGCAUUCAAACCCUUCAACAAGCACAUCUAUGUUCAUGACUGUUUUGACAGAUGCUUUACUAGAUAUGAGGACACUCUGCACACCUACACUACAUUCACACCUAUAG
Molecule: messenger RNA, 1983 nt
Organism: Epithele typhae
Lineage: Eukaryota; Fungi; Basidiomycota; Agaricomycetes; Polyporales; Epitheliaceae
Product: acyltransferase ChoActase/COT/CPT
Exons: 9
Coding region: 1-1983 (660 amino acids)
Molecular function (GO): acyltransferase activity
Source: RefSeq, a predicted model, not a curated record